UUUAAAUUUCAGAUACCACACGCUUUGCAUAUGGAAGAUUCUAAAUUAAAGUCCAAACUGCAGUUAUUCACAAUAGACGCGCAGUGAGAGAGAGAAAGCCCCAAAAGUGGGGAGCGCAACUGCCGUGCGAGCAAGAGAGACAGCGGGUGUAUCCCCCUUAAUUGCCAUUUACACUGCACUUUCUGUGCAGAGAGGUAACUCAAAAGAGAAGGCAAACAACCGGCUGUCAGUUGGGGAAUUCAAGAAAGAGAGAAAAAGAGAGAGAGGGAAGCCUGGGAGCUAAACAACAAGAGCCAAAUAUUCACGACAAGAUAAUGACUUGUUUCAUUUGAUAUUCGCCAGCCGGCAGCAGCAGAACAACAAGUAAAAACAUUAGCCGCCGCAGCUGCGGACACUAAAUUAGAAUACUAACGGCGACAAGUUAUCGCACAAUUAGUACGCGGGCGAGAAUUGUUGCGGAGAUACGGCGGACACCCGAAAUUUUCCCAAAAAACCGAAGUGCCGCCUAAGUGUUAAUUAAGCUCACAAAACAAAGAGGAAAUAGAGCUAAGGCAUGUAUACGAAAAUUUUUCGCACUGUGAUAAUCGGAGCCCCCGGCUCUGGCAAGGGAACGAUUUCGGAGUUGAUUGUCAAAACCUAUGGCUGCCUUCACAUCUCCACCGGCGACAUCCUGCGCCAGAACAUUGUGAAGAACACGGAUCUUGGCAAAAAGGCAAAGCAAUACAUCGCCGACGGACAACUGGUGCCGGAUGAGAUCGUAACUAAGACGGUGCUGGCGCGGAUAACCGAGGUGGGCAACAAGUCUUACAUCCUAGACGGAUUCCCGCGAAACAUUGCCCAGGCCGAGGCUCUGGCCGCCCGCGAACAGAUCGAUGCCGUGAUCACGCUGAACAUUCCACACGAUGUGAUCAUCGACCGGGUCAAAAACCGCUGGAUUCACGCGCCCUCUGGCCGUGUAUACAACAUAGGGUUCCACGAUCCCAAAGUGCCUGGCAAAGACGAUGUAACGGGUGAAUCGCUAACGCAGCGCGAGGACGACAAACCCGAUGUGGUGGCCAAGCGGCUGCAGUUGUACGAUGAACUGAUGAAGCCAGUGAUAGCCUGGUACGAAAAGAAGGGACUGGUCGCAACCUUCAAGGGCAAUAAGACUAAGGAGAUCUGGCCGCGAGUGGAGCUCUUCCUAAGGGAUCGUAUGAACAUGUGAUGGGACAGCCCGAAACUCUCCCCAUUGUGCACAAACUAACAAUAAACUGCUGUGUUCGAUUAAGUGGAUAACAUAUUAAAAUUUAUAUUCAUAUGAGUACGUAUGUAAUAUGUAUGUUUGUAGGCCGUGUCCGAGGAGAAAAAGUUUGAUUAAUGUAAGUGUGAAGCCUUACGAUGUGACAGCUGUCGUCAUAUAUUCCCACACAAAGCAUUCCCGUCAUGAAAAUAAUGUCUUGCAGCUCUCCCCUUUUUUUUGUAUUUUUGUACUUGUAGUCUGUGCUCUGAUAAUAAAUAGCGUUUGUUAUAAUUGCGCUGAUAACGUAA
This is a messenger RNA of Drosophila elegans, 1527 nucleotides long. It is a transcript of the gene Ak3, whose product is annotated as GTP:AMP phosphotransferase AK3, mitochondrial. Bases 554 to 1204 code for a protein of 216 amino acids. Gene Ontology annotation, molecular function: ATP binding; AMP kinase activity. The transcript has 2 exons. NCBI's taxonomy places the organism in Eukaryota, Metazoa, Arthropoda, Insecta, Diptera, Drosophilidae. Gene Ontology annotation, cellular component: mitochondrion; cytoplasm. The record is from RefSeq and is a predicted model, not a curated record. Gene Ontology annotation, biological process: nucleobase-containing compound metabolic process.